AUGACAGACAAUGGACGAGGAACAUGGGGAAGUGAACUUCAAUUCCUAUUAACAUCUGUUGGAUAUGCUGUUGGACUAGGAAACUUAUGGAGGUUCCCCAGUAUAGCAUAUGAGAAUGGAGGAGGAGCUUUCUUGAUUCCAUAUCUAUGCUGUUCGAUAGUCAUUGGACUACCACUUCUCUAUAUGGAGUUUUUUGUUGGACAAUUCACUCAGAAUGGUCCAUCUGUAGCCUUCAGAAACUAUUUUCCAGCUUUACAAGGAAUUGGAUGGACGAGCACACUAUGCUCAUUCAUGAUUGGCAUUUAUUAUAAUGUUAUAAUAGUAUAUUGUGUAUUAUAUCUUAUAGAUAUCUUAUUUAAUGAUGUAAGCAAUUGGACAUCUUGUGGAAAUGCUUGGAACACAAAUGAAUGUAUGCUUCUGAAUGACACAUCUGCGAAUGGCACACUAGCUGCUGAUGAAUUCUAUUUACAUAAAGUAUUGAAAAUAUCUGAUUCCAUCAAUGAUCUCGGCACAUUGAAUGUCCCUGUGCUAGUUGUCUUAGUAGUCAUCUGGAUCUUCACAGCUCUCUGUCUAGUUAAAGGAGUUAAGUAUAUUGGAAAGAUGGCUUACGUCACAGCUACCAUGCCUUAUCUAAUCAUAGGAUUUUUCUUCAUUAUGGUACUUCAAUUGGACGGAGCUUCAAGUGGAUUGAAAUAUUUCCUUUUCCAACCGAAAUUCGAAAAAUUGUUGGAAUUUAAUACUUGGAUUGCUGCUGCCAACCAACUAUGCUUCUCCUUAAGCAUAGGCUUUGGCGGACUACUGUCAUUAUCGUCCUUCAAUGCACGAAAACAUAACUGCUUCAAGGAUGCUCUCGUUAUUGUAUUCUGUGAUGGAUUCAUGAGUAUCUUCGGAGGAUGUGUAAUCUUUGCUAUUCUUGGAUUUCUAUCGCAUGAAGUCGGACGACCAAUAGAUCAUCUCAUUCAAUCACAAGGAGGAAUUGCUUUCGUUGCUUAUCCAGAAGCCUUUGCUCGAAUGGGAUACUCUUCUGCAUUGAACUUCCUACUGUUUUUCAUGUUCUUCUUGUUAGGCAUCAGCAGUCAGUUCGGAACUAUGCAACCUAUGCUUACAUCCAUGAUAGAUCAGUUCCCAGUUUUAAGGAAGCAGACAGAAGCUGUGGCGAUCAGUGCUUGUUUCAUCUCUUUCAUCGUGGGCUUAUCCAUGUGUUGGGGAAAUGGAAAUUACUGGCUGAACUUAUACAACAACUGGAUGGGAGCCAACACUGUCUUCAUUGCCUGUUUCUUAGAAAUAAUGAUUAUCAUCCAUAUAUACGGUAUUCAUAACUUCCGGUCAGAUAUCGAAGAGUGUUUGGGAGGUUCAGAAGGGCGAUUCCAAAAAAUAUUUGGGAAAUCAGGAGUCUACUUCACUCUGUGCUGGACCAUUCUUGCCCCAGUCCUCAUCUUUGUUCUUAUAGUCACGACGUUUAUCAACCAAGCUCAAGCUCCAGUUGACGGACCUUAUUGGACAAGAGUUGUUGGUUAUAUACUGGAGUAUUGUCCUCUGAUAUUCAUUCCCAUAUUUGCUUUCAUCAAUAUAAGAGAUGCUGCCAAAUCUGAGCAAGGAUGGAAGUCAGCUUUUCGAAUUCAGCCUUCAUUAUUUUCUUUUAAAAAGGUUAAUAAGACAUUAGAUAAGAUUUAUCCCGAAGAUCAUCCGACUAUCAUAGCUCAGGUAUCAGCUCCGUGA
Auanema sp. JU1783 is the source of this 1719-nucleotide messenger RNA. The record is from the annotation of a GenBank genome assembly. Lineage: Eukaryota; Metazoa; Nematoda; Chromadorea; Rhabditida; Rhabditidae.